UCUCGAGCUGAGUGCGCGACUGCUUCUGCUGCUUGAGUUCUGAGCGACAGUGCGCGAGCUCCAAACACUGGCGAGCCACCUCAACGGUUUUCAUCACAACUGGAAAUUAGGAGGAUCCGAGAGAAAACAAAACAAACAAAAAAAACUUUUCAUACCCGUUUACAUCUUUUUAUUUCUUGGCUUGCUUUUGUGUCGCGGGAAAAACAGUCUCUUUUUUCUACUUCACGAUGUUUUCUGUCAAGUUUUUUUGGCUCUGAGAGACACUGAAGACGAAGAUAACUCUUUUCAUGUAUUCAGCGCUGGAGUCAACUUUUGAGGUAAACUAACAAAUGAGGAAAAACGAGUGUCAGCGUUCGUGCGAAUAAUAAAGCAACUCGAACACUUGAAGAGAGAGAUACAUGAAGAGGAAGAAAAGACUUUUCCCCGCUGAACGGGACACUUGAAAGUUUGUUUUGCGCGAGCGCUAGAAGAUGCAUCACUGAAACAACACCGGUACCGAGUGACCGUUGCAGGGUAAUUUCUAGUCACUUGGCACCUGACUCCAGAACAGAUGUCCAAGGAGGACCGCAGCCACAGUGUCAGCCCACCCGAACCUCCAGAUGGAGCCCAACUGGACACCCGGCCCAUGGAAACUCUCACCGCGCCAUGUGCAGAAGGGAAUAAAACCGGUGAGGAGACAGCACAGAAUUCAAACACCCCACCCAUGGAAAAGACAGGAGACGCGGAGAAUGGCAACAACAACAACAGCUUGUCCCAACCGGACCUCACUAGCACUCCUGGCAAAAGCAUAACAUAUCAACCUCAGGCACGGUCUACGCCCAUACACCCCAUGCUACCUAACUCGGCCGAAUCAGCGGCGCUGCUCAGGAGAGACAGCAAGCCGCACAGCAACGGGGUCAGAAACGGAACCUUUUCGCGAGCCGCCUCGUCAUCCUCCUCGUCUUCAUCAACAGCCCAUAAAAACCCCAAGAAACUGCAGUCGAACCCGUCCAUCAACAGUCAGAGGAGCAAAGGAAGCUCCAAAUCCAACAGCUCCCAGAUCCCCACAGAGGCCCAGGAUGAUUGCUGUGUCCACUGCAUCCUGGCCUGCCUGUUCUGCGAGUUUCUCACACUGUGCAACAUCGUGCUGGACUGCGCCACAUGCGGCUCCUGCGCUUCAGACGACUCGUGCUUCUGCUGCUGCUGCGCUUCGGAGGAAUGCGGCGACUGCGACCUGCCCUGUGACAUGGACUGCGGCAUCAUCGACGCGUGCUGCGAGUCUGCAGACUGUCUGGAGAUCUGCAUGGAGUGCUGCGGGCUGUGCUUCUCCUCCUGAGACUCUCGCAGGGGCCGCUGCCUCUUUCGCCGAUUUAGGACCUGAGAAGAAACGAGCAAAGUGUGACGUCUGAUGAUCUGGAGUUGUGAGUUAGCUUUCUUUUGAACUGUCUUGCUAGGAGAAGGGUUGACGAUCCUACGCUUGUGCAGUAGUCUUUAUACAUAUGGCUGGUUUCUGCUUAAAAUGUUUUGUAGAAUUUGCAUUGGCGUGAUGCUGAAUACAAAUACAUCCAAAAGACUUAAGAGGCCACCGAGAAAAGCCAAGAAAUGCUUGAAAAAGUCAGAGUUUGUUAGUUAUUUCAAAUCGUGCCAAACAUCUGAUGAAUGCACAGCUGUCCAGUGGUUGCACUGCAACUCAGAUCUGUUGUCUCUUAAAAAGGAAUACAUAUACAAAGAUCCCACAGACAAUCAAAACUACCCCUAUUUUGUCAUUUUAAUCCCAAAUAUCACCUCUCCGCACGCACACUUACUGUAGUACACUGGUGUAGUCCUUUCAGGAUUACAAAAGCCAUAAACUGUGAGUGUGAAACUCAUAGAUGUAUGCGAGUGGGAGAAAGACGUGUGUAUUUAAUAUAUGGUGCCGUAUUACAGUUGUAUCAUAGAUUGUAUAUAAAAACGUGAAAAGAAUCCUGUCACUCUCUACAUUCGGUCCUGUGAUGUUCUUAUUCUCACUCUUUCAUUGAUCAGUCAAUCAGUCUUCUUGCGUACUGGAGUUUUAUACUGUAAGCGGUUGUGAAUUGCUCCUCAUUUUUUUCAAUGUGAAAUAUCUGUUUGGUAAUUCCAAUACCUUCCAUUUAAAUCAGUUGUGUGUGAAUCUAAGUGUUAAAUUUAUGUAUCUACCUAUUGUAUUUUUGUUUUAGUGUUUGCAGUAUUUUUUCAUCCUUUCUAAAAAAAAAAAAGGAUUCCUUACUGUCUACAUCUAGAGCAGCACAUGAUUUCAACACCCCAUAAUCCAAACCAUAAAACUUACAUAAUCAUCUCGCAGAAUGAUCGUGAAAAACAGUCUAUUGAUUUGAAUUGUUUACAUUUUAAGGACACAUCUCUAUUCUUGCUCGGAGGUAGACAGGAUGUGUUUAUAACUGGACAAGACUGUACAGCAAUGGAAUAAAAAACAGGAUAAAAGAAAUGUAUUACUGUUAUAUUUGGUGUGUUUUUAUAGUAACGGAUCCCAUUGUCUGGUAUCAGAGUUCAAACCCCAAAAUGUAUCCAAGGCAAAGGUUUGCAUUAUUUAAAUUUAGUUAAAUCUUAUUUUAUUAUUAAUUAAAAUGUUGAAAUAAAGAUGUACAACAUUAAGCUGUCA
Messenger RNA from Puntigrus tetrazona (Sumatra barb), 2614 nucleotides. RefSeq names its product MyoD family inhibitor (gene mdfi). Lineage: Eukaryota; Metazoa; Chordata; Actinopteri; Cypriniformes; Cyprinidae. Bases 551 to 1315 code for a protein of 254 amino acids. The transcript is spliced from 5 exons. The record is from RefSeq and is a predicted model, not a curated record.